AGGCGCUCGGUGACGCGCCGGGGAAGCGCGGCGGAGCUGGGAUCAGCCGGGAGCGAAAAUGUGAAGGUGGAAUCCGAGUGAGCAGCAUUCUGUUGUCACUGUUUGCCAGAAGAAGGAGGAAAAAAACACAGCCGACGUUCACACAGCGGGGAGGGGAGAUUUUUUCCGGAUUUUCUAUUAAUUACAGGAAUUAUCCUCGCUGAUAUUUCUUCUCUUACAUUUUUUAUACCCCUAUUUCUGUGUGUGUCCACCUUCUCAGAAAUUGACUGGAAGCAGUGUUGAGUGCUGAGAGUGAGGAGCAUCAUUUAAUGGAUAUUCAUGCUUAAUUGCACAAUUUCGGAGGGAAUAAACUGCCUUCGUGAAGAUUUUCUCGCGCUUUAUGGGAUUAUUGUCUGACGGAGCCGCUUUGUUUUGGAUGAGAACACAUUGGGCAUCAUGAGUUCCAGUGCAGCUUAUCACCAAGGCUCAACAGGCGGUGAGCGGAGCGCUGGACCAAUCCGGUGCCAGCGAUGCCGGGAAGUAUGCAAAGGGGAAGUGGUCCGAGUACAAGAGACCCACUUUCACGUCAAGUGUUUUACCUGCACCGUGUGUAACUGUGAUCUGGCACGAUCUGGCUUCUUCCAGAAGAAGGGCGAGUACAUCUGUACGGCGGACUAUCAGCGUUUGUACGGGACACGCUGUGACCGCUGUGACAGCUUCAUCACAGGAGAGGUGGUCUCUGCUCUGGGACGCACGUACCACCCCAAGUGCUUUGUCUGCAGUGUCUGCAGUAAACCCUUCCCAAUCGGAGACAGGGUGACGUUCAGUGGAAAGGACUGCGUGUGCCAGCAGUGCUCCCACACACUUGUCAAGUCAAAUGAACCGAUCAAGAUCCACGGGCCCAGCCACUGCGCUGGAUGCGGAGCCGAGAUCAAGCAGGGUCAGUCUCUCCUGGCGUUGGAGAAGCAGUGGCAUGUCAGCUGCUUCAGAUGUCGGACCUGCAACAUGGUCCUCACAGGAGAGUACAUCAGCAAGGAUGGAGUCCCGUACUGUGAGGCAGACUACCACGCCCAGUAUGGGGUGAAAUGUGAAACCUGCAGCAGAUACAUCAGUGGAAGGGUGCUGGAGGCGGGAGGGAAGCACUACCACCCGGCUUGUGCAAGGUGCGCCCGCUGUAACAUGAUGUUCAAAGAGGGAGAGGAAAUGUACCUGACAGGAUGUGAGGUGUGGCAUCCAUUAUGCAAGCAGGCGGCGAGGGCGGAGAGGAGACUCAGGCACAGACGCCUGUCAGAGGCCUCCAUCUCUCCGCCGGGUUCCUCCAUAGGUUCUCCCAGUAGAGUUAUAUGUGCCAGAGUGGAGAAUGAGAUCCUAGAUUAUAAGGACCUAGCUGCCCUGCCAAAGGUCAAGGCCAUAUAUGAGGUCCAACAGCCAGACCUCAUAUCCUCCUCAUACCAGCCGUACCACAGAUACAUCUCUGAUGACAGGCUAGACACUAACAGCUAUGGGGAGAUUUUGCAGUCACUUGGGACGCUCUCUCCCUAUUCUCAGGACUACGACAGCCUGGAUGCAAAGCAGAGGCGGUGCUCCAGUCCAGGUUAUAUUGACUCGCCGACAUAUAGCCGCCAAGGCAUGUCGCCCAUAAUGCCUCGCUCUCCACAGCACUAUGGAUACCCUGGCUCUGAGAGUGGCAGGAGUUCACCUUAUUACGGCCAAGAGGGGCGGUCAAGCACACCCACCACAAACCAGCCCCCUAAACAUUUUCAUGUACCAGCCACAGGGGAUCCCAACAUCUACAGGAAGCCUCCCAUCUAUAAGAGAACGGCCACCAAAAGCAGGACCAGCGAGGACAUCCUCAGAUCCUCCAGACUGUCCACCUACUCUCCAGAGCCAUAUACCCAGUCAGAGUGUGACUACUACCCCUACACCAGCUCCCCAAAGGCCUAUCGGGCGCCGAGAAGACGCUUCUCGACGGGAGGAGAUGAAGAGAGUUGGAGUCAGAGUCUUCAAAGAAUUGGGAGUGGCAUCGGGAGGAUGAUCCUAAAGGAGGAGAUGAAAGCCAGAUCUGGUUCCUAUGACAACGACCCCUGGGGCAGUGCGAGGAAUUCUCGAAGUGGGAGCAAGGAAACACUGAACACUACGGGCUACGGCACCACAGCGUACAACAACACCAUUAACGGCUCUCCACGAUCACAAUACAGCACUGAUAGUGAUUUUGGUUGUAAGUCAGCUUCACUACCAGGAUACCGGCGCAACGGCCUGCAGCGGCCUCAGAGUGCAGAUUGCUACCAGUACCAGUACGACAGUGGCAGCGAGGUCAACUGGGGCAGCAGAGGUAAUUUAAUCUGAAUUUAAAACACCUCACCCAUGUUAGAUUGAAGCCUUUAAUUAGGGGCUUUUUCUUCUGUUGUACUGACUUGAUUUUCUUUGUUUCUUCUCCCAGCAGAGUACAAGAUUUACCCUUAUGAAUCGCUAAUUGUCACCACCAGAGGGCGGAACAGGCUGCCUAAAGAUGUAGACAGAGCCAGACUGGAACGUCACCUGUCCCCAGAGGAGUUUGUGCAAGUGUUCGGUAUGACCAUGGAAGAUUUCGACCGGCUGGCUCUGUGGAAGAGGAAUGAGCUAAAGAAACAGGCCCGACUGUUUUAAUCGCUCACGGACUUCCGUUGAAUACUGCCAUAAGUAGAGCCAGACUGCAGGAGGGGACAGGAAGAUUCUUUUACUCAGUUACACUGCCAUGCCUGAGAUCCUGUUCUAGAUCUCCUCACACGACAAACCAAAUUCUGGUCACACCAGAGUGGACUUCCAGGACACCGAGGGAAGGCCACACGGACAUUAUGCACAGAUGGACUGAUAAACUGUUAGACGGUUGCCUGUGUAGGUUCUCAUUCAUCCAGGUCAUGGUUAUUCAAAGUAGUUUAAAUCAAUCCACUGGACUUUAAGAAAAUUCCUUGAAGACGUUUCACCUCUCAUCCAAGAGGCUUCUUCAGUUCUGGUGGUGGUUGGUGUUGCCUCAGCAUUUUAACCUCUAUGAGGUGUGUCCAGGGCUAUUUUCCAGACUAGUGUCUGGUGUGUCUGAAAAACUGAGGAGGAUUUUCAACAAACACCAGAUCCCUGUCUUUUUUAAGCCAAAUAACACCCUCAGGCAAAGACUGGUCCACCCAAAAGACCCCACACCACACAGCCAGAAGAGCAACCUGGUGUAUGCAGUUAAAUGCAGCGAGGAAUGCUCAGAUCUCUACAUAGGGGAAACCAAACAGCCACUUAACAAGCGCAUGGCUCAACACAGGAGAGCCAAUUCCUCAGGACAGGAUUCGGCAUCCAUAUCUUCACCUUAAGGAAGAAGGACACUUGUUUCAGGACACCAAUGUUCAGAUUCUGGACAGGGAGGACAGAUGGUUUGAGAGAGCAGUGAAAGAAGCCAUCUCUGACAUUGUCUUUCACCAAUUUACAAUCAGGUCCUUUCAAAACUCCCCAAAAGAACUACUCAGCAGACUCAUGCUAAUGACCACCAUUAGCACACAAGGGUUCAGUGACAUCUGUGCAUUUCAAUGACCCCCACCGAUACUCACAACGACCAUCGUUGAGUAGUCAGACGAGUUUUGGUAUCGGUCGUUGGAAUAAUAACCCUGGACACACCUCACAGAGGUUUAGAAGCUGAGGCAACACCAAACACCACCAGAACCGAAGAAGCCUCUUGGAUGAGAGGUGAAACGUCUUCAAGGAAUUUUCCUAAAGUCCAGUGGAUUGAUUUAAACUACUCUGAAUGUUAGACGGUUGCGAUGCAGCCGCAGCUACGUGCAGGAGUGGAGUGUAAGCAAUAGAGACUGUCGUACGGUGGUGUUGUGCUUUUCUAAGCCUGGAGGAUGGAGUGGAGGAUGCCCCUAUAAGGCCACAUGAGAGUGUCUGUGACCAGAGCUGCAGGACGAAAACAUAAUGAGGAGAAUUUUGGCUUUGCCUUAUUUGUUAUGCUCUCUUAGUUAUGACUGUGCAGCACCAGCAAUCUGAAUGAGUAGAAUGUAGAUACAGUAUAUCAUUUAUGACACUUUAUCGGUGUGAGUGAUUAGAAUGAGUGGGAGCCUGCAGCAUCACUUCGCUUUGGUUUAUGGAUGCAUUUUGUUUACCUGGUCCCUUGGGUUUUUUGUUUUCUUUUUUUGCUCUUUAACAUGAAAUAGCGUCCCCUCUAGUUUACACUAAUUGAUAUGGAAAGAAACAAGCAAUUGGAGGUGGACAAAACCUUUUCAACUGUAUGCGAGACCUGCAUUGAUUUGUGUGAAAAUGAAAACCAAAGUGAGAAUGCAAAUAUACAGUUUAGCAGAUCACUUCCAUGUAAGCUAAAAGGUCAUCAAUAGAUACAGUUCACUGUGCAGCUGUACGGUAAACCUAAAAGAAUGUGCAAUCCAGUAGAUGAAAUAGAGAAAGAAAACUGCAGUUGCAUCCUCCUGUUCCACGUUUUCUACUCAUUGCAAUAGAAUGAUGACUAAAUGUUUUAGGCUGAGGGCUGUAGUCAUCCAUACAUUCACUAUUAUUUAUAUUCUUUUAGAAUGAUAAUCCAAUAAUUUUGUAGCUACAGAGAUUAUAUUCACUCACAAAGAAACGCUCUGCAAGGAAUUUAACACACCGACCAAGAUCCAGGGUUGUUGAAGACUUUACUUCCUUUGAAUACUGUUAUUUUUGAUUUUGUCACGAAAAUUAAACUUCAAAAACUUCAAAA
This is a messenger RNA of Acanthochromis polyacanthus (spiny chromis), 4690 nucleotides long. RefSeq names its product actin binding LIM protein family, member 3 (gene ablim3). NCBI's taxonomy places the organism in Eukaryota, Metazoa, Chordata, Actinopteri, Pomacentridae. Gene Ontology annotation, molecular function: actin filament binding. Gene Ontology annotation, cellular component: actin cytoskeleton; stress fiber. The transcript has 22 exons. The record is from RefSeq and is a predicted model, not a curated record. Gene Ontology annotation, biological process: cilium assembly; lamellipodium assembly. The coding region runs from base 436 to 2325 and encodes 629 amino acids.